Anisakis simplex (herring worm) is the source of this 774-nucleotide messenger RNA. NCBI's taxonomy places the organism in Eukaryota, Metazoa, Nematoda, Chromadorea, Rhabditida, Anisakidae. The record is from the annotation of a GenBank genome assembly.
AUGACGCCAACAACCAACAGCCUGACAUCUGCCGAAUCGAUGACCGCAACUAGCGCACCGGCAUCCGAGCAUCAAGGUGUACACUUCAUUCUUGAGCCACAAGGGUCGAGGGAUGUUGAGGUGGGCGGAGAAGAACUGGCGAGACGGACUUGUUCCGGCAGUAUCCAGCAGUUCAUGCGUUCGUGGAAAACUGCGAUACGGCCAUGGUCUCAGUUUUUUAGCGUCUCACAGAUGAGCUUACCACCAUGCACAGAUGGCUACGUAUCACGACUGAAAAAGAAUCUGGUUCAUUUUGUGGGUAACUAUUUCGCAAUUGCCACCAUUCUACUGUUAUGCAGUAUCAUAACAUCGUUUUGGUUGUUGGUUUCGUCAAUAAUACUGUGUAUACUGUUGUUCAUGAUUCGAGCAAGAACGAUGAAAGGUCCCAUCAAAGUUGGUGAUGAAGAGAUACCAUCGUGGAUUCUGUACGCAGGAGCGAUUUUCAUUACAUUGCCGUUGUUUAUUUUUGCACACGUUGGUUAUAUAGUAUAUUGUGCCAUCGGUGCGAGCAUUGUGUUAAUUCUUUUACAUGCAACAUUCUACGAGAACGAGUCACCAAAGAAGAAUGAAAUAAAUAUUGAAUCAGGCCAGUCAGAAAUGACUGAAUCAGCACAAGUGACCGCUGCUGCUGCUGCUGAGACUGAACAAUUGACGACUACUACAGAUAGGCCAAUCAUUCGCGUCACUGAUGAGCAGUCGAAAACACGAGUUCAUUUUGAUGACAGAAGAACUUAA